Condylura cristata (star-nosed mole) is the source of this 3332-nucleotide messenger RNA. It is a transcript of the gene STXBP1, whose product is annotated as syntaxin binding protein 1. Lineage: Eukaryota; Metazoa; Chordata; Mammalia; Eulipotyphla; Talpidae. Gene Ontology annotation, cellular component: plasma membrane; secretory granule. Gene Ontology annotation, molecular function: syntaxin binding. The transcript has 17 exons. Bases 22 to 1668 code for a protein of 548 amino acids. Gene Ontology annotation, biological process: neurotransmitter secretion; intracellular protein transport; vesicle-mediated transport. The record is from RefSeq and is a predicted model, not a curated record.
CUGGUGGUGGAUCAGCUGAGCAUGCGGAUGCUCUCGUCCUGCUGCAAGAUGACGGACAUCAUGACAGAGGGGAUCACAAUUGUGGAGGACAUCAACAAGCGCAGAGAGCCGCUCCCCAGCCUGGAGGCCGUGUAUCUCAUCACGCCGUCAGAGAAGUCCGUCCAUUCUCUCAUCAGUGACUUUAAGGACCCGCCGACCGCCAAGUACCGGGCCGCCCACGUCUUCUUCACCGACUCCUGCCCAGAUGCUCUGUUCAACGAGCUGGUAAAAUCUCGAGCGGCCAAAGUCAUCAAAACACUGACAGAAAUCAACAUCGCAUUUCUGCCCUAUGAGUCACAGGUGAGGCUGUGGAAGGGGCCCCAGGACACCCUCCUGGCUAACCCCAUCCUGGAGCGCCUGGCAGAGCAGAUCGCCACCCUGUGCGCCACGCUGAAGGAGUACCCGGCCGUGCGGUACCGGGGGGAGUACAAGGACAAUGCUUUGCUGGCUCAGCUAAUCCAGGACAAGCUUGACGCCUACAAAGCGGAUGACCCCACGAUGGGGGAGGGCCCCGACAAGGCGCGCUCGCAGCUGCUGAUCCUGGACCGCGGCUUCGACCCCAGCUCCCCCGUCCUCCACGAGCUGACGUUUCAGGCCAUGAGCUACGACCUGCUGCCUAUUGAAAACGACGUGUACAAGUACGAGACCAGCGGCAUCGGAGAGGCGCGGGUGAAGGAGGUGCUCCUGGACGAGGACGACGACCUGUGGAUCGCCCUGCGCCACAAGCACAUCGCGGAGGUGUCGCAGGAAGUCACGCGAUCUCUGAAAGACUUUUCUUCUAGCAAGAGAAUGAAUACUGGAGAGAAGACCACCAUGCGGGACCUGUCCCAGAUGCUGAAGAAGAUGCCCCAGUACCAGAAAGAGCUCAGCAAGUACUCGACCCACCUGCACCUGGCGGAGGACUGCAUGAAGCACUACCAGGGCACCGUGGACAAGCUGUGCCGCGUGGAGCAGGACCUGGCCAUGGGCACCGAUGCUGAAGGGGAGAAGAUCAAGGACCCCAUGAGAGCCAUUGUCCCCAUCCUCCUGGAUGCAAAUGUCAGCACCUACGACAAAAUCCGCAUCAUCCUGCUCUACAUCUUUUUGAAGAAUGGCAUCACCGAGGAAAACCUGAACAAGCUGAUCCAGCACGCCCAGAUCCCCCCCGAGGACAGCGAGAUCAUCACCAACAUGGCGCAUCUGGGGGUGCCCAUCGUCACUGACUCCACUUUGCGUCGCAGGAGCAAGCCAGAGCGGAAGGAGCGCAUCAGUGAGCAGACCUACCAGCUCUCCCGAUGGACCCCGAUCAUUAAGGACAUCAUGGAGGACACGAUUGAAGACAAACUUGACACCAAGCACUACCCGUACAUCUCCACCCGCUCCUCGGCCUCCUUCAGCACCACCGCUGUCAGCGCCCGCUACGGGCACUGGCAUAAGAACAAGGCCCCCGGCGAGUACCGCAGCGGCCCCCGUCUCAUCAUCUUCAUCCUGGGGGGCGUGAGCCUGAACGAGAUGCGCUGCGCCUACGAGGUGACCCAGGCCAGCGGGAAGUGGGAGGUGCUCAUAGGAUCCACGCACAUUCUCACCCCACAGAAACUGCUGGACACGCUGAAGAAACUGAAUAAAACAGAUGAAGAAAUAAGCAGUUAAAAAAAAUAAGCCUCCCUCCACGCCCGACCCCACAGUCCCCCGCGGCCCGCCGCGGCCGCCUGUUCCUUUGCCCACCCGCCCGCUCUGCACGCCUGGCGGCACGUCGUGCUGCGUUCCUGUGUUCAGUGAUGCCCUCUUCUCGUUUGAAACAAAAGAAAAUAACGCAUUGUGUUUUUUCAAAAGAGCAUCUUCUGUAUGUACCCUAAGGAGACGCCCCUGUGCCCGUGACAGCCGCCGGGGUCCGGGCUGUUCCGAGCCAGCGGCCUCUCCGUCAGCCGUGGCCCUGUACAUAGCCGGGCCCCGUGCACGAUGCCUCGUGUGGGAAGUGGACACUGCGUGUCUGGCGCCCGUGGCGGCUGUCCUGCUCUGUCGGGGUCAGCUGUCUGUUCUCGGAACGAUGCAGACUAGGACCCGCCCUCCCUCCUCGCUCCAGCUCCUGCCCCUCGCCCCGACUCCGCCUGGUGAACUUGGCAGUGAAAACCGGUGACAUCUCGUGAGGUGUGAGCUGGGCCCCACCUUGUGGCUUCCACAGCAGCUCAUGAGCCAGAACCAGACUCGGGGUUGGGGCUGCAGGAAGGUGGGGGGUGCCGGCUGCGUCCUCUCCCCGCGCCGCCUGUCCCUGCCUGCCUGCCGUGUGCGAGCUGUCGCCGCACCCAGACAGCACAGGGCAGGUGCCACCGGGACCGGCCUCUCCUGGAGGGGCAGAGAGCGGGCCUGGGCCUGGCCGCCGCCCAGCACCUUUCCUUGGGGGUCAGCCCAGGGAGGGCUCAGGGGCCAGGCGUGGAUGGGAUCGUGCUGGGGUCCGGGGGCUCUCGGCUGAAGGAGGGUCCUUUCCCUGGCCGCAGCCCGAGGAGAGAAGCCCGCUGGCCUGCGCCCUGCACCGCUCGGAGGGUCCUCAGUCUAAGACACUUCAUUAUGCUUUCUUUUGUGUAGUGUGGGCUCAUGUGUCGUGCUUGUGAGAGAAAACCAGCCUUUCGUUCUCUGCAUAAAGACUUAGCUGUGUGAAUGCUUAGCUCUAAAGCCAACAUUAAAGAGCGCACAGAAAGGGCGUCUCGCCACCCUCCGGGCUCGGCGGCUCCCGCUCUCCAGCUGCGGCGAGCGCCAUCUGCUCUGCUGCUGUUGUCGUGAAAUAUAAUGACAGUGGAAGUCACAAAAAUGUCCCAGCCCCCGCCCUCUCACCCGCCGGCGCGUGUAUAUUGUCUCGUGACGUCGUGCAAACGUGGUGUGCGCUAAUUCAACGCCGCUUCCUUCCAGCCCCGUCCCCGCCCACCCGCCCGGCACGUGGCUUCUCCAGGCUCUGGUCCCGCCCUUUGCACUCAGAUUAGUUCCCAGGUCUCCUGUCUCCCUCCUGCCCGAGAGCCCCUUCCCUCAGGCCAGGUAGGGCCCUGCACGGCCCGCCCGCACUGUCCACCGCCUCUUCUGUCCCCUCGACGCUCGCGCUUCAGGACCUUUGUCUGUCAGACAUGUCGGUUUUCCUUUCUCUGUUAUUUAUAUAAAGAUAAUUUAUCAAAAGGAUAUUUUAAAAAAGCUAGUCUGUCUUGAAACUUGUUUACCUUGAAAUGAUCAGAUCUCAGUGUUUGGAAGUAUUGAAGCACAAACAUGUAUCAUCUGUACCGUUCUGUACUAAAGCACUCGAGUCUAAUAAACCAAUCAGUCCGCACCCA